UUGGCCGCUACAACCAUGGGGUGGGGUUGUAGUGGCUCUCUAGGUUUAGUAAUCCUGGUGAUUCUGAAGUUAUGUCACGGGCAAGCAGACCUUUGGAAAGGUGACACUGAAGCCAUCCAGUAUCGGUAUAACUGUGGAGUCCAUGGUUUGCAAUUGCUUGUGUUCUCCAGUCAUGGCCAAGAGGUCCAACUUAAAGUUUUGGAUGAAUCCGGGAGAAUCUUUGAAGUUUCCAACUGUUCUAGCUGUGAUCACUGGAUCACGUCACAUAAUAGGACUAUUGCCUUGUCUGUUGGCUAUGGUGGAUGCCAUGUAAUAAAGAAGGAUGGCACACAUCAUUUGAAGAUCCGUUUAGAGGAACUAACAAGGAACCGAAGAGUCUUUGCUGCUCAUGACAUCAACAUGAUCUGCCCAAAGCCACAGGAGCAUGUCACAACCCCAAAGAACAACAUGAGCCAUGUGAAAGAGCCUCAACCUGCUCUAGUGCAAACAGGAGGGUCCCAUCUAGGCCAGGUUUACCAUGGGCAGUCCCGCCCUAGUGGUUUUCUCCCACUACAGCCCAGUCAGGUGCACCUGGGGGAGUCGCAGCUUGGCCUAGUGCAUCCAGGGCAAUCCCAGACCGGUCAACUUCUCCCACUUAUGCCUGGCCAAGUACACCCACUCCAACCUGGGUUAUUGCAACCAGAUGCAUCCCAAACAGGUCUGGUGCACCCAGUCCAGCCUGGAGAGGUGCGCCCAGGAGAGUCCCAACCUGGCCUUGUGCGUCCGAUCCAGCCAGGACAGGUGCGCCCAGGAAAGUCCCAGCCCAGCCUCGUGCGCCCAAUGCGCCCCAUCCAGCCAGGACAGGUGCGCCCAGGAGAGUCCCAGCCCAGUCUCCUGCGCCCCGUCCAGCCGGGACAGGUGCACCCAGGGGAGUCCCAGCCCGGCCUUGUGCGCCCAAUCCAGCCAGGACAGAUGCGCCCAGGAGAGUCACAGCCUGGCCUCGUGCGUCCCAUCCAGCCAGGACAGGUGCGCCCAGGAGAGUCACAGCCCGGCUUCUUGCAUCCCAUCCAGCCAGGACAGGUGCGCCCAGGAGAGUCCCAGCCCAGCCUCAUGCGUCCCAUCCAGCCAGAACAGGUGCGCCCAGGAGAGUCACAGCCCGGCUUCUUGCAUCCCAUCCAGCCAGGACAGGUGCGCCCAGGAGAGUCGCAGCCCAGCCUCAUGCGUCCCAUCCAGCCAGGACAGGUGCGCCCAGGAGAGUCACAGCCCGGCUUCUUGCAUCCCAUCCAGCCAGGACAGGUGCGUCCAGGAGAGGCCCGGCCCGGCCUUGUUCAUCCCAUCCAGCCAGGACAGGUGUGCCCAGGAGAGGCCCGGCCCGGCCUUGUGUGUACCAUCCAGCCAGGACAGGUGCGCCCAGGAGAGUCACAACCUGGCCUCGUGCGUCCCAUCCAGCCAGGACAGGUGCGCCCAGGAGAGUCCCAGCCCAGCCUCGUGCAUCCCAUCCAGCCAGUACAGGUGCGCCCAGGAGAGUCACAGCCCGGCUUCUUGCAUCCCAUCCAGCCAGGACAGGUGCGCCCAGGAGAGGCCCGGCCCGGCCUUGUUCGUCCCAUCCAACCAGGACAGGUGCGCCCAGGAGAGGCCCGGCCCGGUCUCGUGCGUCCCAUCCAGCCAGGACAGGUGCGCCCAGGAGAGUCGCAACCUGGCCUCAUGCGCCCAAUGCGCCCCAUCCAGCCAGGACAGGUGCGCCCAGGAGAGUCCCAGCCCAGCCUCGUGCAUCCCAUUCAGCCAGGACAGGUGCACCCAGGAGGGUCCCAGCCCAGCCUCGUGCGUCCCAUCCAUCCAGGACAAGUGCGCCCAGGGGAGUCCCAGCCUGGUCUCCUGCGCCCAAUCCAGCCAGGACAGGUGCGCCCAGGUGAAUCCCAGCCUGGCUUCGUCCAUCCCAUCCAUCCAGGACAGGUGCGCCCAGGAGAGUCACAACCUGGCCUCGUGCAUCCCAUCCAGCCAGGACAGGUGCGCCCAGGAGAGUCCCAGCCCAGCCUCGUGCGUCCCAUCCAGCCAGGACAGGUGCACCCAGGGGAGUCCCAGCCCGGUCUCAUGCACCCGAUCCAGCCAGGACAGGUGCGCCCAGGUGAAUCCCAGCCUGGCUUCGUCCAUCCCAUCCAUCCAGGACAGGUGCGCCCAGGAGAGUCACAACCCGGCUUCGUGCGCCCCAUGCGCCCCAUCCAGCCAGGACAGGUGCGCCCAGGAGAGUCACAGCCCGGCUUCUUGCAUCCCAUCCAGCCAGGACAGGUGCGCCCAGGAGAGGCCCGGCCCGGCCUUGUUCGUCCCAUCCAGCCAGGACAGGUGUGCCCAGGGGAGGCCCGGCCCGGCCUCAUGUGUACCAUCCAGCCAGUACAGGUGCGCCCAGGAGAGUCACAACCUGGCCUCGUGCAUCCCAUCCAGCCAGUACAGGUGCGCCCAGGAGAGUCACAGCCCGGCUUCUUGCAUCCCAUCCAGCCAGGACAGGUGAGCCCAGGAGAAGCCCGGCCCGGCCUCAUGCGUCCCAUCCAGCCAGGACAGGUGCGCCCAGGAGAGUCGCAGCCCGGCCUCGUGCAUCCCAUCCAGCCAGGACAGGUGCGCCCAGGAGAGUCCCAGCCCAGCCUCGUGCGUCCCAUACAGCCAGGACAGGUGCACCCAGGGGAGUCCCAGCCCGGUCUCAUGCACCCGAUCCAGCCAGGACAGGUGCGCCCAGGUGAAUCCCAGCCUGGCUUCGUCCAUCCCAUCCAUCCAGGACAGGUGCGCCCAGGAGAGUCGCAGCCCGGCCUCGUGCACCCCAUGCGCCCCAUCCAGCCAGGACAGGUGCGCCCAGGAGAGUCCCAGCCUGGUCUCCUGCGCCCCAUCCAGCCAGGACAGGUGCGCCCAGAAGAGUCCCAGCCCAGCCUCGUGCAUCCCAUUCAGCCAGGACAGGUGCAUCCAGGAGGGUCCCAGCCCAGCCUCGUGCGUCCCAUCCAUCCAGGACAGGUGCGCCCAGGGGAGUCCCAGCCCGGUCUCCUGCGCCCAAUCCAGCCAGGACAGGUGCGCCCAGGUGAAUCCCAGCCUGGCUUCGUCCAUCCCAUCCAUCCAGGACAGGUGCGCCCACGAGAGUCACAACCUGGCCUCGUGCAUCCCAUCCAGCCAGGACAGGUGCGCCCAGGAGAGUCCCAGCCCAGCCUCGUGCGUCCCAUCCAGCCAGGACAGGUGCACCCAGGGGAGUCCCAGCCCGGUCUCAUGCACCCGAUCCAGCCAGGACAGGUGCGCCCAGGUGAAUCCCAGCCUGGCUUCGUCCAUCCCAUCCAUCCAGGACAGGUGCGCCCAGGAGAGUCGCAGCCCGGCCUCGUGCACCCCAUGCGCCCCAUCCAGCCAGGACAGGUGCGCCCAGGAGAGUCCCAGCCUGGUCUCCUGCGCCCCAUCCAGCCAGGACAGGUGCGCCCAGGGGAGUCCCAGCCCGGCCUCUUGCGCCCAAUCCAGCCAGGAGAGGUGCGCCCAGGAGAGUCCCAGCCCAGCCUUGUACGCCCAAUCCAGCCAGGACAGGUGCGUCCAGGAGAGUCCCAGCCCAGCGUCGUGCAUCCCCUCCAGCCAGGACAGGUGCACCCAGGAGAGUCCCAGCCCAGCCUCGUGCGCCCGAUCCAGCCAGGACAGGUGCGCCCAGGAGAGUCCCAGCCCAGUCUCCUCCGCCCCAUCCAGCCAGGACAGGUGCGCCCAGGAGAGUCCCAGCCCAGCCUCAUGCAUCCCAUCCAGCCAGGACAGGUGCACCCAGGAGAGUCCCAGCCCAGCCUUGUACACCCAAUCCAGCCAGGACAGGUGCGUCCAGGAGAGUCCCAGCCCAGCCUUGUGCAUCCCAUUCAUCCAGGACAGGUGCGCCCAGGGGAGUCCCAGCCCGGCCUCGUGCAUCCCAUCCAACCAGGACAGGUGCGCCCACUCCAGCCUGGCAUAGUGCAUCCAGGUCUGUUACAACCUGGCCUAGUGCAUCCAGGGCAGUUCCAGCCAGGCCUGGUAUAUCCAGGUGAAUCCCAACCUGGCCAGCUUUUUCCACGCCAGCCUGACCUUGUUCACCCACUUCAGCCAAGCCAUGUUAAUCCAGAGGAAUCCUUCCCUGGGCCUGUGCAUCCAAUGGUCAUCCAAUCUAGUGUAGGUCGCCCUCUAACUCAGCAGCAAUGCCAGGUUUCUUCUGGGAGAAUAUCCUGUGCAGAUGUACAAGGACCAGCAGCUUGUCAUCAGACUGGAUGUUGUUAUGAUGCUAUGGAUCCGGCGACUCCAUGCUACUAUGGCAACACAGUCACUGUUCAGUGCCUUCGAGAUGGCUACUUCAUCUUGGUAAUCUCCAGGGAUAUGUUGGAUUAUCCAAUCAUCCUGGAGAGUGUUAAGCUCUCCUAUGCCCAAGCAGGUUGUGGUCCAGUCAGGAAAACAGAAUCUUUCCUGGUCUUCCGCUUUUCUCUCACACAGUGUGGCACAACAAUUCAGGUGACUGGUGACAAACUGAUAUACGAAAACCAGCUCGUUUCUGGCCUUGACAUCCUAAGAGGGCCAGAUGGCUCUAUUACACGAGAUAGUACCUUCAUGCUUCAUGCUCGUUGUAUCUACAAUGCUACUGAUUUCCUGCCACUUCAGGUUGAAGUGUUUUCACCUCCCAGCCCAGCUCCAAUUUUCCAAGUAGGACCCCUCCGGCUUGAGCUGCGCAUUGCCACAGACUCGAGCUAUACCUCAUACUACUCAGAUACACAGUAUCCUAUUGUGAAGAUCCUGAGAGAGCCUGUGCAUGUGGAGAUUCGCAUCCUACAGAGACUGGACCCAUCCCUAGUUCUGGUUCUCCAUGAGUGCUGGGCUACUCCAAGUUCAAAUCCCCUUGAGCAAUUACAGUGGCCAGUGCUAGUAGAUGGGUGCCCGUUUGAAGGAGACAAUUACAGAACCCAGCUAGUACCCAUGGGACCUGCUACAUCAGAUCUUCGCUUUCCUAACCAUUACCAGCGUUUCAUCAUUUACACAUUCACAUUUGUGGAUUCUGCCCCUCAAGUGGUGCUAGAUGGCUGGGUGUACCUUUUCUGCAGCGUAUCUGUUUGCCAUCCGUCUGAUAAUGAUUCCUGCAGGGUUGCAUGUCAAAUGCCAGUGGCUUCAAGAGGCCGUCGAUUUUUGAAGGAGGAGAAUGAGACAGAAUCCUUGGACUUAGUAAGCACUUAUGGAGCUGUAAUUUUUCAAGAGAGUAUUCAUGAGAAACAAGUCAAGUGGGAGAGUGAUGUGAUCUCCAGUGAAGACCUGACUCUGGUGCUUUUGGUGGUACUACCUAUCAUUGGGAUUAUCCUAUUUAUUGCUGUGCUAGUGCUCUGGAAGAAAAAAAGCAUGAUGACAAGCUCUAAAUUUGUACAGAAAAUAUAUAAAUAA
Crotalus tigris (Tiger rattlesnake) is the source of this 5370-nucleotide messenger RNA. RefSeq names its product zona pellucida glycoprotein 1 (gene ZP1). Gene Ontology annotation, cellular component: egg coat. Gene Ontology annotation, molecular function: structural constituent of egg coat; acrosin binding. The record is from RefSeq and is a predicted model, not a curated record. Bases 16 to 5370 code for a protein of 1784 amino acids. NCBI's taxonomy places the organism in Eukaryota, Metazoa, Chordata, Lepidosauria, Squamata, Viperidae. The transcript is spliced from 12 exons. Gene Ontology annotation, biological process: binding of sperm to zona pellucida; prevention of polyspermy.